AUGGGAGGCAGUGUGGUCUGUCCGGAGCUACAGCAGGCAGGCGAGGAGGUGGACCGCUCAGAUGUAGUCGCAUUCACGCCUCUCAGCCUCAGUGCAUUCAGCCACAGCUUUUUGGAAAAGGAACGAGAAAAAAGGAAGCAUGAGAGAAUUCUGAGCGAAGAGCUUGUAGCUGCUGUGACCUACCUCAACCAGUUUUUGCCUCCCGAGCACACGAUUAUUUAUAUUCCGUGGGACAUGGCGAAGUACACCAAAAGCAAGCUGUGUAAUGUUCUAGAUCGCCUGAAUGUGAUUGCAGAAAGCGUGGUGAAGAAAACAGGCUUCUUUGUAAACCGUCCCGAUUCUUACUGUAGCAUUCUGCGGCCAGAUGAAAAGUGGAAUGAACUAGGAGGAUGCGUGAUUCCCACUGGUCGCCUGCAGACUGGUGUUCUUAGAACCAACUGUGUGGACUGUUUGGAUCGCACCAACACAGCACAGUUUAUGGUGGGGAAGUGUGCUCUGGCUUAUCAACUGUACUCCUUGGGCUUAAUUGACAAACCGAAUCUACAAUUUGAUACAGAUGCAGUUAGGUUGUUUGAGGAACUCUAUGAAGACCAUGGGGAUACCCUGUCCCUUCAGUAUGGUGGUUCCCAACUUGUUCAUCGUGUAAAAACCUACAGAAAGAUAGCACCGUGGACCCAGCACUCAAAAGACAUCAUGCAGACCCUAUCUCGAUAUUACAGCAAUGCCUUUUCAGAUGCUGACAGACAAGAUUCCAUUAAUCUCUUCCUGGGAGUUUUCCAUCCUACUGAAGGGAAACCUCAUCUCUGGGAACUCCCGACAGAUUUUUAUUUGCAUCAUAAAAAUACCAUGAGACUUUUACCAACAAGAAGAAGUUACACUUACUGGUGGACACCAGAGGUAAUAAAACAUUUACCACUGCCUUAUGAUGAAGUUAUCUGUGCUGCAAACUUAAAGAAGUUAGUAGUGAAGAAAUUUCACAAAUAUGAAGAGGAGAUUGACAUCCACAAUGAGUUCUUUCGACCAUACGAGCUGAGUAGCUUUGAUGACACCUUUUGCUUGGCUAUGACGAGUUCAGCACGUGACUUCAUGCCUAAGACCGUUGGUAUUGAUCCAAGUCCGUUUACUGUACGUAAGCCAGAUGAAACUGGAAAAUCAGUAUUGGGAAACAAGAGCAACAGGGAAGAAGCUGUGUUACAGCGGAAGACGGCUGCCAGCGCCCCACCGCCGCCCAGCGAGGAGGCCGUGUCCAGCAGCUCGGAGGACGACUCGGGGACCGACCGGGAGGAGGAGGGCUCCGUGUCCCAGCGCUCCACGCCAGUGAAGAUGACCGACGCGGGCGACAGCGCCAAAGCGACAGAGCAUGUAGUGCAGCCCAUGAAAGAGGUGUAUGGAAUCAACCUCUCAGAUGGCCCCUCAGAAGAAGAUCUUUCCAUUUAUUUAAGAUUUGUGCAGCUGGGGCAGAGUCAACAUAAACAAGACAAGAGCAGCCAGCAGUUCUGUUCCAGGUGCCCAGAUGGAGUUAUAAAAUUAACACCUAUCUCUGCUUUCUCCCAAGACAACAUCUAUGAGGUUCAGCCUCCAAAAGUAGACCGAAAGUCUACAGAGAUCUUCCACGCCCACAUCCAGGCCAGUCAAGGUAUCAUGCAGCCCCUGGGGAAAGUAGACACCUCCAUGUAUCGAGAAUACAUCAGGAACCGCUACCUGUGAGGAGAGAGCAGGUCCCCGCAGGUGGCCCAGAGGGGGACCAAAAUCCCACUUACUUACAUUCUAACCUGUUUGUCUCAUCUUAAAAAGGUAAUUUCCCAUCAGUCCUUUACAUUGGAAGUCUUUUACUCUUUUAUAACUGGUUACUUACUAAUCAUUGGUAUUAAUAAUAAAGAAAUGACUGAAUAUUA
Molecule: messenger RNA, 1895 nt
Organism: Odocoileus virginianus texanus
Lineage: Eukaryota; Metazoa; Chordata; Mammalia; Artiodactyla; Cervidae
Source: RefSeq, a predicted model, not a curated record